Molecule: messenger RNA, 378 nt
Organism: Clunio marinus
Lineage: Eukaryota; Metazoa; Arthropoda; Insecta; Diptera; Chironomidae
Source: the annotation of a GenBank genome assembly
AUGAAGUCAAAUGAACGUUUGAGACAAAACACCUGGAAAAUUCUAACGCAGUUUUUCUCACCUGACAAAAACGUUUUCACUUUUUUCCAUUAUUCUCCACACAUGCAAGUCACGUUGAAAGAAGCUUUCAGCACAAUGAAUUUCAAAGAUCCAUUAUAUAAUUUAAUUUGUUUUAAUUUGCAUAGUCUUGACACGUUAAAAUUUCUCUCAUGUCUUGUAAUUUCGCAAAAUCAACAAGACAAACUUACUUUACUACAGCAAAGUGUAGUUCAAGAUGCAAAAUCAGCUUUGAUGUUGAGUGUGUACAUGCAAGUUUAUAUUUUGAUAACUUUUCCUCAUAGCAGCAUAGUUCAAAUUUUGGAAUGUAUAAAACUUUAA